Messenger RNA from Daphnia carinata, 317 nucleotides. RefSeq names its product histone H4. Gene Ontology annotation, biological process: nucleosome assembly. Gene Ontology annotation, molecular function: protein heterodimerization activity; structural constituent of chromatin; DNA binding. The record is from RefSeq and is a predicted model, not a curated record. The coding region runs from base 1 to 312 and encodes 103 amino acids. Lineage: Eukaryota; Metazoa; Arthropoda; Branchiopoda; Diplostraca; Daphniidae. The transcript has a single exon. Gene Ontology annotation, cellular component: nucleosome.
AUGACUGGUCGUGGCAAAGGAGGCAAAGGACUUGGAAAAGGUGGUGCUAAACGCCAUCGCAAAGUUUUGCGUGACAACAUUCAGGGUAUUACAAAGCCGGCCAUUCGCCGCCUUGCACGUCGUGGAGGUGUCAAGCGUAUUUCUGGACUCAUUUAUGAAGAGACUCGUGGAGUUCUUAAAGUUUUUCUUGAAAACGUCAUUCGUGACGCGGUUACCUACACUGAACACGCCAAGAGGAAGACAGUUACGGCAAUGGAUGUUGUUUACGCUUUGAAACGACAGGGUCGCACUCUGUACGGUUUUGGUGGUUAAAUUUC